UCUACCGAUCAUGACGAUCCAAACAGACGAUGAAAGUUUCUUUAUACAAGAUCCCGAGUAUUAUGAAAUAACCGAAGAAGUUAUGGAAGACGAAAUAAACGUGACUGAAGAAUGUGUUAGGUUAUUUUAUAAAAUUAAAGAAGAAUAUACAAGUGCAUUAGAUCUGGUAUUUACAGUUCACGAGAUUGAAAUCUAUAACAGUGAUUAUAAACCACCUGAAAUUAAUACUAUUGCCGCCCUGCAAAAAGAUGUGGAAAAUUCUCAGAAAGAGCGAGCCGAGUGUGACGUUUGUCUCCGAAUAUUCUCUGACAGGUACACAAUGAUCCGACAUCGACUGUCGCAUACUGGGGCCACACCAGAAAGAAGAAAGAAAAUGGAUGUCUUUCAAAAAAGCAAAAAGGAAACGGAAUCUGAGAAUGGUAUUUUAUUAGGUAAAUUGAUACAAAAUAAAACUUUGGAAUGCAAAAUUUGCUAUAAAAGCUUUUCAAGGAACUGGAAUUUAAAAAGGCAUAUUGAAAUUCAUACAGGAGAUUCAAAUCACAAUAAGAAAUUUCAAUGUGAUAUUUGUGGCAAAACUUUUGGAAGGAAAAGCCGACUAGAUAACCAUGUAAGAUCUCACAACGGUGAUGUUACUAACGAGGAUAAAAAGUUUAAGUUUAAAUGUGGAGUGUGUGGAAAGCUUGUGCAGGAAAAGAGAGAGUUUGAGGAUCACAUGAGAGUCCAUACAGGCGAACGACCUUUUCAUUGUGAUCUGUGUCACCUCUCAUUCAAACAAAUGAGUCAUCUCAGACGACACAGUCGUGUUCACACUGGAGAAAUUUUACACAAAGAAGAGCCUAUCAAGUGUGAGAUCUGUGGCCGAUAUUUUGGACAACGCCACCAGUUGACUCGCCAUAUGAAAUGUCACAACCCAUCAGCUACGAGAGAAUACAAAUGUGACUUUUGUCCAAAAGAGUUUAGCGAAAAGCAUCAUCUCGUACGACAUGUUCGAUUACAUACCGGUGAAAAACCUUAUAAAUGUGAUUUUUGCGAUAAACAAUUUACUUUUCACGCUUCUUACACUUCUCAUCGGAGAAUUCACACUAACGAAAAGCCAUACGCAUGUAGUAUAUGUACCAAAUCAUUUACACAGUUGUCAACGUUGAAACAUCACCUGCAUGUGCACUCUGGAGAACCUCGUUAUAAGUGUAAAGAAUGCGGAGAAACGUUUGGCAGGCACAGUUAUCUUAAAAAGCACAGACUAGAAUUUUAUCAUUGAA
Mytilus californianus (California mussel) is the source of this 1259-nucleotide messenger RNA. Its product is annotated as oocyte zinc finger protein XlCOF6.1-like. Gene Ontology annotation, biological process: regulation of cytokine production; negative regulation of transcription by RNA polymerase II; regulation of immune system process. The transcript has a single exon. The record is from RefSeq and is a predicted model, not a curated record. NCBI's taxonomy places the organism in Eukaryota, Metazoa, Mollusca, Bivalvia, Mytilida, Mytilidae. Bases 11 to 1258 code for a protein of 415 amino acids.